Cadophora gregata is the source of this 2298-nucleotide messenger RNA. RefSeq lists its product as uncharacterized. The record is from RefSeq and is a predicted model, not a curated record. The transcript has a single exon. Gene Ontology annotation, molecular function: transmembrane transporter activity. Gene Ontology annotation, biological process: transmembrane transport. Gene Ontology annotation, cellular component: plasma membrane. Lineage: Eukaryota; Fungi; Ascomycota; Leotiomycetes; Helotiales; Ploettnerulaceae. Bases 1 to 2298 code for a protein of 765 amino acids.
AUGGGAGCUUCAUCUAAUAAGGAGUUCUCAGACGCUUCGAGGUUCUUAGCUCAAUCACAGUCGCGAUUCUCGAACUUCGUACAACCUGAUAACGCCGACCCUCUGCCACGAAAUCCCAACGAUAGAUACCGACAAGCCAGCCAGCCCUUACGAAACCAGUCCCGUGGAUACUCCUCGCGGCUUGGGAACCCAUAUCAGUCGACCUCCAACUUCAACUUCACUCGCUACUCUGCUGCAGCCCCAGACGCGCCUUUGUUUCACAGUGCUUUGGAUGACUUCCGAGAAGAGGACGAUGAGGAGGAACGGGAGAGGGAGACCGCGGAUUUCUUUGCUUUGCAGAAGUCAAGGAGGACGUUCGCCCCCAUAGCGCGCUUGGACGAGAGCCACGAGACUGACCCGGAGGCGAGUAAUGAGUCAGUGGAGACAGCCAAAGAUGGUGACGGCAGAGCUACUGAAGACAGGGGAAGAGGGCGGGGGAUAAAGAGUAGCUGGACUGGAGGCGGCAGGAGUAUGAGAGAAAGAGGACGGACACCAGGGACGAUAGGGGAAGAGGGUAGUGACAGGGAUGGAGAGAGCUUACAGAGGAGUAGUGAGGCGAGCAGCAGAGGCCGGGGGAGGAUGGAGGAUGUUGGACUCGAGUCGACGAUAGAGGACGAUGACCCGCCAGAUGACCUGGCUGUGGAAAUGGAGGACAGCCCGCCUGCGUUCCAGAAUUUCAGAUCACCACCCAAGUCUGGACCUAUUAGACUACCCACAGACUCUAAACAGAGCCGGCAGGAAAGAGACGCGGAAGCACGUCGUAUAGCUGGAGCCGGGAUAUCGCGACCUGCAAGUUCGAUUGAGACUGUCCCUGCUACCAUAGCUACGACAAUGGCUGAAGCACCGAAACACGACGUUUUCUGGGGAUCUCUGUAUUUAAUAUGCCUCGGAGCUUUGUUUGCCACCUUCUUCCUUGUGUUCCUCCAUACGGAAACCCCCAGCAAGACUAUCGGCGAUACGAUAUACACGACAUUACACGCUUCGUUCCACCUCUUUGCCGUCGAUACUUUGGUCUCGAUCAUUGUAUCUCUCGUUUGGAUUGCCCUGCUGCGGUCAUUCGUGAGAUCUUUGGUACACUUGAUCUUACUAUCAGUUCCGGUCAUUCUAUUUUCAUUCUCGCUAUACCCAUUUGUAUCCAGCUACAAGGGAGCUGCGCAUGGACACAGUCUUCAGGAUAAGGCAAUGAGGUGGCUAUCUUUCAUCCCUGGAAUUUUUGCGGUGGUAUGGGUGUAUACAAUUUACAAAGGUCGCCAUUCCUUGAACAAGGCAAUCGGGAUAUUAGAGUUCGCCUCGAGGAUCCUAGCUGCCAACCCUGCUCUUCUCGGGAUGGGAUUUGCUACCUUGGGAGCUGUGGUAGUAUGGACUUGGGUGUGGCUAGGAAUGUUUACAAGAGUAUUCCUUGGUGGUCAGCUAUCGACAUCGGUGACCAGAUUUAUUAUCGACGCGACAAGUUGGUGGUUGGCUGUCUAUUUUGUGCUCAUGUACAUUUGGACAUUAUCUGUGAUCAGCGGAAUUCAAAGAGCGACCACAGGUGCCACCGUUUCCCAAUGGUAUUUUCACCGAAAUGCUAUUCCAGCACCAGCACCGAGAGAGGUGGUUGUGGCUGCGUUCAGUCACGCAACUUCUACAAUCUUCGGUACUAUCUGCUUGUCGACAUUAAUCGCCCUUCUCAUUCGGCUCCCUCUUCUGUUACUUCCACGCCGCCUUAUGAGCGUCGUAACCAUCUUCGCCUACUCUCUGAUUCCGACACCAAUUGCGGCACUCACCAAUCCUUUGACCCUUACCUACGCUGCGAUACACUCGCAAGCGCUCCACCCUUCAGCUCGAGGACUAAGUCAAAUGACAUUCCUCAGUCCUCAAGCUCCUACGACAACACUCACACCGCGUUCUUUCAAUGCCCGAAACCAUCAAACAACACCUCUCCUCCCGUACAGACUAGCGAAGCUCCUCCUUCACGCAACCAGAUUCAUCAUGGCCAUGGCUCUCGGCUUCGGCGGCUGGGUCGCAACAGCUCGCCAAUUGAACAUAGCAAUGCCAGAAGGUGCGGGUAUCAGAGGCAGCGCGUACGCCUACGUCGUCGGUCUUGUGGCAAGUUUCAUCGGAUGGGGUGUCCUUGGUGCGAUGGAGGGCGUGUUGAGUGGAAUCGUGGACGCAAGUGUGGUCUGCUGGGGAAGCGAGAGAGGCAUGGCUGGCGGCGGAGCGUAUUGUCUGGAGGCAGGAUAUCUUUUUGGAGAAGGGAGAGAAAGAGAUUUGCCGUAG